This is a messenger RNA of Suillus paluster, 1041 nucleotides long. Its product is annotated as u3 small nucleolar RNA-associated protein 11. The record is from RefSeq and is a predicted model, not a curated record. Gene Ontology annotation, biological process: rRNA processing. The transcript has 4 exons. Lineage: Eukaryota; Fungi; Basidiomycota; Agaricomycetes; Boletales; Suillaceae. Bases 1 to 1041 code for a protein of 346 amino acids. Gene Ontology annotation, cellular component: small-subunit processome; nucleolus.
AUGACCUCCUCCCUCAGAAAUUCGUUGCAUAGGCGCAAUCAUAAAGAGCGUUCGCAGCUCGCUCAUCGCUCAAAAUUUGGAAUUUUAGAGAAGCACAAGGACUAUGUCCAGCGUGCACGAGAUUACCACUCCAAGCAGGAUCGUCUGACGCGCCUUAGGCAGAAGGCAUCGGACAGGAAUAAGGAUGAGUUCUACUUUGGAAUGAACAAGGAGCGGACGGUGGAGGGGGUUCAUGUCAAGGAUAGAGGAAAUGUCUCUAUGCCUAUGGAUAUGGUUAAGCUCCUCAAGACACAAGAUGAGGGUUAUGUUCGGACAACGAGAGCCAACGGACUCAAGGCAUGCAGUCUAUUCGAUCAACUCAUUCCUUGGCAGAAAAUAGAGAAGAUUAAGAGCCAACUUACUACUUUGGCCAAUCUUAUUACUCCGCAGGAUGAUAACCUAGAGGACGAUGGCGAGGACGCAUUGGACGAAACCGACCUGGAAACACUCCGAGAAGCAGGCGUCAUACCCCCGGAAACAAAACGGCGUCCGCCUCCACGUCAUAUAAUCUUUGCUGAGAACGAGACGGAAGCAAAACAAUUAUCUCAGCGGCCAUCUUCAGACCAAGCUAAAGCUACGACUGAAGUAGACGUCGCAAGAACUGAAGUUCACCUCGGCUGGAAAACUGAGGAAAGUGCAUCGUCUCGACGGAGACGGAAGAGCAAAUCCUCAGCCGAUACAUCAUUGGAUGUCGUUGGGGAUACUGAAGAAACACAGGAACUUAAUGUGCAAAACCGCAAGCGCCUCCUGAAAGAACUCGCUGCACGACUAAAACGUGACACUCAGUUACGGUAUACACAACGUGAGCUAGAAAUGCAGAGACUUUUGGCGGGUAAGGGAGGUCGACGGAAGCUGCAUGGCGUUGAAGAAGUAGGGGCUGAGAACGACGAUGAAGACGGGGAUGAAAUGAACGACGGAGCAACUUUCAAGGCAAGAAGCAAAGCGGAUGAGAAGACUUACAAGCCUCGAGUGUACAAGUGGCGUAUAGAAAGAAAGCGAUAG